AUGUCCCACGAGAAACAGAGAGACAGAGAGAAGCAGCAUGGCUUCCUCUGCCACCAUGUUGGCGGUGGUGCUACUGGUGCUGGCGGCGGCGCAGCCAGCGCGGGCGUGCUACUCGCGGGUGUUCAGCUUCGGGGAUUCGCUGGCGGACACGGGCAACUACCGCUACGUCUACGGCAACGACACCGGGCCCAGGCUGCCCUACGGCGAGACCUUCUUCCACCGCGCCACCGGCCGCUUCUCCAAUGGCCGCAUCGUCGUCGACUUCAUCGCGGACGCGCUGGGACUGCCGUUCGUGCGGCCGUACUGGAGCGGGCGGAGCUCGGAGGACUUCGCCGGAGGAGCCAACUUCGCCGUGGGCGCCGCCACGGCGCUGAGCCCGGAAGUCUUGUGGGAGCACGGGUUCACCGCGGCUAGGGCCGACUUGGUCCACCUCGAUAUGGAGAUGAAGUGGUUCCGUGACCUGCUCCACCUGCUUUGCCCCACCGAUGUAGCCGACUGUGUGGACAUGAUGAACAAAUCUCUUUUCUUGGUUGGAGAAAUUGGGGGAAAUGACUACAACGUUCCUCUUACCUCUUUGGUGCCUGUUGAGAAGAUUCGCUCGUUCGCUCCGAGUGUUAUUUCCAAAAUUUCAUCUAUAAUCACCGAUCUGAUUGGAUUGGGAGCCAAAACUCUAUUAGUUCCCGGCAACCUCCCAAUCGGGUGCUUGCCGGUGUACCUCACGAUGUACCAGAGUGAUGACACGGGGGACUAUGAGUCAGACACAGGCUGUAUCCGUUGGAUGAACGAGUUCUCACGCUACCACAACAAACUUCUUGUGGAUGAGCUGGAAAAGUUACGGAAACUUCAUCCUAGUGUGUCGAUCAUCUAUGCUGAUUACUAUGGUGCUGCUAUGGAGAUCUUUGUUUCCCCUUCUCAGUUUGGGAUCAAGAAUCCUUUGGUGGCUUGCUGCGGUGUAGAAGGGCCUUAUGGUGUGUCAAUAACCACAAAGUGUGGACAUGGAGAAUACAAGGUGUGUGAUAACCCACAAAAGUAUGCAUCUUGGGAUGGCUUGCAUCCCACAGAAACGUCAUACAAGGCCAUUGCUGAUGGUCUGCUAAGAGGUCCAUACACUCAACCUCCAAUUGCCACCACCAAAAAUUCAUGUUCAAAACUUACCGAGCUUGUCUCGUCUGUAGAAUACAAGGUUCUCUAUGAUUUGUAAUUUUGUAACACACAUGUGGAGGAUUACUGUAUGAAAACUUGCCGAAUGACAAACAUUUUUUGGCAUGGCUAGUUGUCGUUCCAGAUGCUCAAGUGAUAUCUAAUGUCGGCAUGCAUGCAUGCCAAACGAUCUGUAUUUAAGGUACACGAGUAUCAAUAUCUUCACCUCA
Messenger RNA from Triticum aestivum (bread wheat), 1370 nucleotides. Its product is annotated as GDSL esterase/lipase At1g28600. The record is from RefSeq and is a predicted model, not a curated record. Bases 38 to 1201 code for a protein of 387 amino acids. NCBI's taxonomy places the organism in Eukaryota, Viridiplantae, Streptophyta, Magnoliopsida, Poales, Poaceae. The transcript has 5 exons. Gene Ontology annotation, molecular function: hydrolase activity, acting on ester bonds.